AUGACAACGAUCCGCAAUGGGCUAGGACUAGGGCUAGCGGCGGUCGUUUUCGCGACGGUGCUGAUACAAGUUUCGACGACGGCAGGUGAUUAUGUCACGAUUCGUGUUAACAACAAGUUAAGCAGCAAAAAGACAUUGAUAGUGCAUUGUCAAUCCGGCGACGACGAUCUCCACGCUCACGCGGUGGUCGCGGAUUUUUACUUCGAUUGGAGUUUCGGGUGGAGACGUGCGACGCGUUUUUGGUGUCGGCUGGCGUUUCAAGAUAAGCGUCUUGGUUUCACAGCGUUCAACGGAGAUGAUGUAUACAAUUACAACGUAUUCGUUGCGGACUUCGAUGUGUACGAUGAUGGAGUUUAUGGGACUCAAGUUGUAUCUCAGCAACGACUUCAUUUUGCUAAAUGGCAUUGA
Linum tenue is the source of this 408-nucleotide messenger RNA. NCBI's taxonomy places the organism in Eukaryota, Viridiplantae, Streptophyta, Magnoliopsida, Malpighiales, Linaceae. The record is from the annotation of a GenBank genome assembly.